CUGUCUCUGUAUGUGUGCGCCUCUCUUCCCUGGUUCACGCGUCGUUCGUGUGUCCCACAGGCGAGAGACUACUAUGAAUCGACCGAGAUCACCCGGAAUACCAGGCAACGAGGUCAUCCUUUGUAAUGACUACGUAUUGACUUUAAAAAUCGAGGAACGAUUAAAUCAUCUUGAAAAUAUCCUAUUAAGAAGGCAAAGUAGCGACAUGUCGUUGAACGAAAUGACUCAAGAUGAUAAUGGAAAGAAAAAUGAAAUCGAGAUGUUACAGGAGAUCCGAUUUAUCAGCGGAGGAAAAUACGAGGGAACAUGGAACGCGAUUGACAAGGAAAGCAUUGGGAGAUACGUGACGUCUAACAAAGUUAUAUUGGAGGGAAAAUUUCAAGAUGGUAUGCUUCAUGGCCGUGGAAGUAUCUAUUGGCCACGUGGGCAAGUAAUGGACGGUACUUGGAACCGCGGGAAAAUGGAAAAGAAACGUUAUACAUUCGCGGACGGUUUAACAUAUCAGGAAGAUAAUUGGACUUAUUGUACAUUUCCUGAUAGACGGUUUUAUAAGUGCAUAGUAAAUGGGUUGAGACCAGCCAGAAAAGUACUACGAACCAAUGAGCAACCAACUAAAAUUAUUCCUCCGUUUUGCUAUGAUACCGGUAUCGGGAUCUUCGAUCCUGGCAAAGAAUGCGUAUUAUCGUAUCGCAAUUGCAAAAAAGUACUCCAUAUUCCAACAAUGGCAGAAAGCGUGUGGAUAAAAGAACAUUGUCGGAAAGGUUGGUCAGCGCCAAUUGGUCACAAAGCGUGGUUAUACGAAUACUUUCAAUCGGGAGCAGCGGAUUUUGCAUCGUUACCGCAAGUCCCGCCGGAGGAUAACACGAAAAAUUGGUGGCGAAGGUCUGAUCGCGAUAUAAUACGAUUUAAGUUAACAAUCUAUUGGAUCAUUCUCUUUUGUGCUACAGUUGUGUAUUUGAUGGCAAAAGUGCUUAAUGGAAAUAAUCAUAUUGUUUAAGGUUGACAAGAUUCACUAGGCAUUCGCCCGCUAAC
Molecule: messenger RNA, 1032 nt
Organism: Odontomachus brunneus
Lineage: Eukaryota; Metazoa; Arthropoda; Insecta; Hymenoptera; Formicidae
Product: MORN repeat-containing protein 5
Exons: 5
Coding region: 11-997 (328 amino acids)
Source: RefSeq, a predicted model, not a curated record